Molecule: messenger RNA, 5181 nt
Organism: Trematomus bernacchii (emerald rockcod)
Lineage: Eukaryota; Metazoa; Chordata; Actinopteri; Perciformes; Nototheniidae
Gene: c1qtnf4
Product: C1q and TNF related 4
Exons: 3
Coding region: 217-1395 (392 amino acids)
Molecular function (GO): protein binding
Source: RefSeq, a predicted model, not a curated record
UGAAGGAACACACUGAAGGAGGGAGAAAGAGGCAGAUGGAGAAAAAACAGCGAGUGAAGGGAAAAAAAGAGCAAGGAGAGUGAGUGAGGAGGGUGGGAGUAGAGAGGAAGAGUAGGGGAGGGUUUUUUCUACAGCGCUGGUGAGACAGAAGUUUCAUCUCUGCGCUUCACACACCCACACCCAGGACAGAAGACUGCACACAUACAUACAGACAAAAUGCUGCUCCCAGCGAGCGUUCUGAUUGGCCUACUGUGCCUGAGCAAUGCGGGCGGUGCGUGGGGUUUCGCCCGUCUGCAGGACGACGUGGAGCUACGCUCGGCUUUCUCGGUUGCACGCACCAACAGCAUGGAGGGCGGGCCCAAGAUGACCGUGACCUUUGACGCAAUUUAUGUCAACAUUGGUGAGGAUUUUGAUCCCAAGACUGGCUUGUUUCGCUGUCGCAUCACCGGGGCCUACUUCUUCUCCUUCACAGUGGGGAAGUUCCCACACAAAGACCUGUCAGUGAUGCUGAUGAAGAACAGGAAUGAGGUGCAGGCCAUCGUGUACGAGGAGAACGCCGGCGAGGAGAGGAAGGUGCAGAGUCAGAGCGUCAUGCUGCAGCUGGAGUUUGGUGACACCGUCUGGCUCCGUCUCCAUGGUGACCCUCGCUAUGCGCUCUACAGCAACACGGGACACUACACCACCUUCAACGGUUACCUCAUCUACCCCGACACCUACGACUUCCAGACACACCACCACCAUUCUAGCUCCAACUCCCAGCAGCCCCAGGAGGAGAACAAGCCCCUAUUGGACAGCAACCAGGCCACCGAGAACAUCAGGUCUGAAACAACAGACGCACCGGUGGUGCUGGUGGUGGAGGAGAAGGAGCAGCAACAUCAGGAGGUAGAAGAGGAAGAGUAUGACGACGAGGAGGACGACCAGAGAUCUGCCUUCUCGGUAGGGCGCACCCAAAGCAUCGUGGGAGUCAACCAAGUGGGCCUGCCGCAGCACCAGCCGGUCAGCUUCGACACGGCGUUCGUCAACAUCGGGGAAGACUUUAACGUGACAGAGGGGGUGUUCACUUGUCGCGUCCCUGGAGCCUACUACUUCUCCUUCAACGUGGGCAAGAUGCCGCAGAAGACGCUGUCCGUCAAGCUGAUGAAGAACCACCUGGAGGUGCAGGCGAUGAUCUAUGACGACAGCCAGGGCGAGAAGGCUCUGCAGAGUCAGAGUUUGAUGCUGUCGCUGAAACCGGGAGAAAUCGUCUGGCUCUACUCCCACCAGAAAGAUGGCUUUGGAGCCUACAGCAACCACGCCAAGUACAUCACCUUCACUGGCUUCCUGGUAUAUCCAGACUUACCCAACACUACAACCACUACCGGAGCCAGCCAAUCGUAUGCAGACAAGAAGCCCUAGCCACAGCAUACGGACUUGGGACUGAACAUUGUGGGGGGAAUUCAGUAAGUGGAGAAGUCAGAGUCCACAAAAGGCGUUGGGCAGUUUGUGGGUAGCGUGCCGAGUGGAGGAAACUCACCGUUGUCUUUGACGUUUCCUCUUACUUGGAAUUUCUUCACAAAAUCACGGGGACCUUUGACUGAGUGCAAUGCUUAAAAGAAAAUCUCUUCAAAUUCCAGCUUUUAGCUUCCCAGGAUAAGACUUCAUCACAUUCAAACGUGAAACUUCGAAUGACAGUAAUGUGAACUAAAAUUCAAUAUUUCACUCUAUAAUGAAAACUGCGGCAUUACCUGUUCACCGGCGUGUCAGCCAAACCACCACAGGGAGAUAGAUGUUGUACUUCCAUGACAUUGCAAUUCAACAACGCUAAAACUACCCACUGUUAGUUAUUCUGUUAGUGGUUUAUAAUCAAUCCAGAAGGGCACUCUUGGAGCGCAGAAUCCGACCAAGGGAGUUUUCAUAAGUGACAAAUAAUGCGUAUCUACACCCUUGGAUUUGGAUACGUUCCAAAAUUGAAUAUUUUCUUCCUUGUCCAAUGCUGCACCCUUCCACAAAGUUUAAUGAAAAUUGGGCCUGUAGAUUUUCUGGACAAAGGUAAUGAUUUUUGGUACUUGACAUUUCCUGGGUUUGCAUUCAGCAUCUCCCAUUAAAGUGAAAACUAAAUUAAAAGUGUUUUUUUAAACUAGAAGCCAGGUUCACAACCUGUUAAGGAUUAAAGUCACCCUGCCUACUGUGCAUGAAGGUGAGGAGGUAAUCUCAUAGUAAUUUUCAUUUUAAAAGUAAAAAAAAAUUCUGUAAGUGCAUUUGUAAUUCUUGUCAAAGACUUGCUGUUUCUGCUUGUAUGUAAAAUGUCACUUUACUUUAGUUCUGUCUUUAGAGGCAUGUGAAACUGAUACAAGCAGUGUGUUUCGUGUCAAAAUGAGUCUUUAUUUUAUUUAUAUCAGAGUGUUUCUCGCUCCGAUGCUUAGCCACAGCGGGAGCAGAGGACAAUGGGACGAAACCAACCGUUCUGAUAAAGCGCAGACUGCAUAUCCAUCCCAACUGUUGACCACAUGCCACCUUUGGGCCUGCGGGGAUGCGGACCUUAAAUUUGAUUUCUAAUUCGAGCAGCAGUUUAAUUCAUUUCUUCAGAUGGCGUCCACUGUGGGGAAAAUUGAACAGCUUCUCCGAGGCCACUGUAAUAUGCAUGUCUGUUUAAUUUCACACCGCCGGGAGAAAGAUGAUGCUGUUCAAGUUGUGAUGAACCUUGACUUUAUGAAAUCACCUACUCUGUUGGAGAGGCACCGUGUGAAGUGAUACUUUGCUGUAAUUGAACAUUUACAUUUUUUUUAAAAGGUAGUUUUCUGUGAAGUAAAGUUAUGCUAUAAAUGAUGGGCUUGACACACUAGGGUACUGCUAGGAGGCUAGUUUAUUUUUAAGAGAAUGUACAUUUUAGACCAAUAUAAGUAAGGAUUGAACACAGCAAGAGUGGGCACCAAUAUCAGUUUACAGAAUUCUAAUUAUAAGACUACCAAAGCAAACUUGGUUUGGUUAAUUUGAUUUCUGAUGUCAUUAAAAGAGAUGAAAAUAUGUUUACGUGGUGCUGAAAGCAUUGACAAAUGACAGUUAAUGUAACACUAAUCAAUAUUUUUGUCCAAACAAUGGACCAAAAACUCACCACAGCAAUCAUUUUAUUGCUUUGGUUUAUUCUUACUGCCAUUAUUAACUUUCCAGACAAAAAAAACUCAAACCCACUAAACCCUCAAAUGACAGACACAUGUAGAGACUAGUUGGAGAACAUGGAUAGAACCUUUCCCAGCUUAAGAGCAAGAUGUUUUCUCAGGAGAUAGUGGAGACCAAAAUAAGAGCUAAAAGCAGAGAGUUACAUUCAUCACUUCAAUGAAAGCAUGAGUCAAAAAUAAUGAUAAUGUUGCUUCGUGUCUGCCGAUUGUGCGAAUAAAAAAAUGAUUGCUUACAUAACAAUAUUUUAUGGCAAGAAAUACACUAUUAUAAUACAAGGACAAUGUUGUUUUUACAGCUUGUUUGAAGGGGAACCAAGUGACCAAAAACAUCUGACUUCAGCUUUAAAAAAUCUCAACAGCAACUUGCCAUUCCAGAAGCAAUGUUGCCAAAGAGGUCAGAAAAUAAAUACAACGGGUCAGAAGAACAUAUAGGCGUAGAAAGAAGACAUUUUUGUUUGGUUAUUUUUCAUUUUUUAUGAAGAUUUUGACCUUUUGAGAUCUUGAAGAGCUAAGGGAACAACACUUUGGUUAAACUAUUCAUAGACAUACAGCUUGGGCACUGGUUCUCAACCUAGGGGUCAGAAUAAAUCUGAAUGGUCAUUCGACAAUUGAUAAUAUAAAAAAGAAAAAGGAACAAAAUAAUUCCCAUUUCCACACUGAGGCCAUAACCUUUCAAAAUAGGUACUACGUAGACCUUUUAGGGCUCACAAGCCAACCCACAUGAGCUCUUUAAUGCAGAAAACUGUCCAUUGAAACUAAUUACAAGUUGAGAUAAAGAUAUCUAUCCCCAGAUGGGACAUGUGGUUGUUGCAGCAGCACAAAGGCAUAAUAAAAAGGGAUAAAUAAAGAGAGUACAAAUAUAAGUAUACUUAGAAUGCAUUCAGGUACAUUUUAAGACAGUAUUACAAGUUAAACUGACAGUGGUUUGAUUAAUAUGUUCACAAUACCACUCAAAGCUAGUGAAAAUCCAUACUGAAAAAAAGAAAAAAUAAGUACUGCAUUGAGACCGUUACACAGCGGCAAAUCACAGAAAUGAAGUAAGUAAAAUGAAGGGUUCUCUUGGUGUAUUUCACUGAAAUAUCUCAAAUUAAACACAAUCAGAUAAACCUGAAAAUGUGACGAGUGGGGAAAGCAGAAUUUUCUGAAAUUAGCUGAAAGUCCCAAGCGUUUUCACCUCACAGCGCUCUCUUUAGCACCGGGGGAAAUGGUCUCACACCUCUUCAGAAAACUAAUAAGCGACAGCAAGUCUCCGGCGACCUCACACUCUCACCAGGCCUCUCUGUAACAGUGUUACUAAUCGACAAUUUCCUGUCCUCUAGUCAGAAAAUGACACAGUUUUGGACAAGAGAUGCUAAUUCUUUUGCAGGAUGAAAUUGCUGUGGGUUAACCUAAUUUCAGAAAAUAAUGCAUUCUGUUCAAAUCCAACCCUUUAUAUAAUUCAGCCUGAGAGAGUGCUCGAGGGUGGACCUGUGGCUGCUUCAGCUUUACUUUGAGACAAACCUGACCCUGUUCAUUAAGUCAUGAUCAGAACUCGUGGUGUGUGAAAUGACUUGAGCAUAACUCAUCUGAAGCACUUGUGUGAUGCAUGCAUGUAACUAGAAAUACAAUUAAAAAAAGAAAAGUUGUCAUGACUUGCUGACCAGCUUUACAAGCCCAGGUGACGCCUGUUAACCUGGUAUUUUUAUUAAAGUGAAUUAUCUGUACAGUAACUGACAAUAUGUUGGAUGUUCCUGGUCUGUGCUUCUUUCUUUUUGAUAAUCCUGAUGAAAGAUGGAUCAUCCUGUAUUAGUAACUACUGUAUUUCCAGCAGACAUGAGUCAAAAUGUGGUUGAAAAUUAUCCAAAAUAAGAAAUUGUGUGUCCCAAAAGCACAAAUCCAACCACAAUGAAAAAAAAGAAAAUAAUAAUUAUACAUUUUGACCAAUGUCUACAGUAGUCUGGUCCAUGUUGACUCUUGUUUUGAGUAUUUCUUACAUGUAAUAUGAAUGCUUCAUUGCAAAUGUUUGACACAAUAAAAAACUGGAAAU